Molecule: messenger RNA, 2046 nt
Organism: Ectocarpus sp. CCAP 1310/34
Lineage: Eukaryota; Phaeophyceae; Ectocarpales; Ectocarpaceae
Source: the annotation of a GenBank genome assembly
AUGCCACCACCCCGCUGAACAUCACCAUCGCCCCGGCAGCAACACCACAUACCGCUGCUACCCGACGAAACUCACCGCUACACUCUGCACCCUAUCGAAACCACCAUUAUUCUCCAGGCGAGCACCGGCAUGGGCGGGGCACAGAGCGCGGAAUCCGCGGGCACGCCUUUUGUCCCAAACAAGAUCCUGAGCGUCAAGGACACCAUCCUGGUGGACAUGAUGAACGGGCCAGAUAACAGCAGGGUGGUUAGCUACUGCGUCACCGAUCCCGAUUUGGAGGACAACCCAAUCAUUUUCUGCAGCGACGGUUUCGCAGAGUUUACGGGCUAUGCAAAGGAGGAGGUCGAGGGAAGAAACUGCCGCUUCCUACAGGGGGCAAAGACGGAUCCGGGGGAUACCGCCAAGAUCCGAGAAGCCAUCAAGGAGAACAAGGAGGCAUGCUUGUGUCUCCUCAACUACAAGAAGGAUGGCUCCACCUUCCACAACCAGUUCUUUUUGACACCCUUGUUUGACGAAGGGGGAACGCUAGCCUAUUUCCUGGGAAUCCAAGUACAAGUGAAGACGGCGUCGGAUGGACAGGAGCCCGAGAACCCGGGCUGGGUCUACACGAUGGGGCUCCACGCAUGACGGCGUUGAUAGGAUUGGUGUGAUUUUUACCUACUAUCACCGAUGGCCGUGACCAGAGCUGUAGACCCUCUCUUCCAUCGUGUGACUUUAGGCUAGGGCGUGGGCAUGCGCGGUCGAGACUGUGAGAUGGGGUGUACGUUGCCCUCGCUAUCACCGCCCCGGCAGAUGAACGCACUUGGGCGUCCAGGCACGAGGCGUUAUUUGAGGGAGGAGGGGGGAAAAUGUUGGAGGUACCAAGCGCGACCGUGUUGGUUACCGUGUUCCGUGGCAUACAUUGCUAAACACAAGCCGGCAGGCGUGCCGGUGCGGGGUGGUGAAGGAAUGCCGGUCGCGCGAAGGAAUGAGCGUGAGCUGCACCGAUGAUGCCGAACGGAGAGCCCACAGGCUCCGCUUUAGUUCGCACUUGCGCUUGUGUGGAUGACAGCUACGAGUGAUUGCCUCGAUACUUUUUGGAGUGAUAGUCUCGAUACGGUGUUCUCUGACAUGUCCCCUGUAGGAAGAGCGUUAGGAGGCGGGGUCAACACGGGAGGAAUCUGACUUGGGGAAGGAGGAACGAUGGGGAAAGUCCUGGCCGACAUGUAAUUAGACUUGAGUCCCCGGCCAAGGGAGCAUCGGAUGCUCUCUGAAUGUUGGCUCCCUGGCUGUUGGUGUCUUGUGAUCAUAUAGUCAAGGGGUAACAGGAAGCGUGCGGCCGCACAGAGCGCCAAGUCCCAUUUCGCCAUCGAGGCUGUUGAAAUAGAAAAGAUGAUAGACUAGGCUACGUUUGUGGUUCGACGUGUGGAUUGAUGGAAUCGCGUCUCGAGCGUGUGUCGGGAGUUGGUAUGUUGUAAGACAUGAUCUGUUUUCAAGACCACGGCACGGGGUGGUGGGUGAAAGGGGAGAUCUGAGCGUGCGGAAAUACGCGCAGAGGUUGCAGUACAGUGCUUUGACCCCAUGUGCUCCAUCCCCAUGUCCGAGUCUGUCUGGUUUGGUGAACAUCAGGUCGAGUGUUCCUUGUCAAAACUGUCUGAUUUGGUGCACAUAUCGUGUGCUGUUUGGUUCAUACGUUGUGUUGGAAGAGCUCGAUUUGUCGUACCAGUAGGUCGCAUAUGAUCUAUAGAUGGUGGUGCGAACUUGCUGCCUGUUCCGUACCGUUCUACCCCAUAUCCAGUGCCGGUGGAAAUCACUGUACAACCGUAUGCUGCAGGGGUGAUGGGGUGCGCUUUUUGUGUUCUCGAGGUGCAUCAUUCUCGUUUUUUGAAGGUGCUUUCGUGCUUGAGGCAUAGAGUAGAGUAGAAGGUUUAGAAAAUUUGAUGUGUUGUGAUUUCGGAUUGCGCGACCCGACUGCGGACGGACGAUUCGCUGCUUUCUCUGCGAGUGGUUUAAUAAUCUCAAAUAACAUUUUACGGGUUUUGCUGCUGUGGGCGAGCUACAUAUUGC